Molecule: messenger RNA, 657 nt
Organism: Neoarius graeffei (lesser salmon catfish)
Lineage: Eukaryota; Metazoa; Chordata; Actinopteri; Siluriformes; Ariidae
Gene: atp6v0e1
Product: ATPase H+ transporting V0 subunit e1
Exons: 4
Coding region: 108-353 (81 amino acids)
Biological process (GO): proton transmembrane transport
Cellular component (GO): proton-transporting V-type ATPase, V0 domain
Molecular function (GO): proton-transporting ATPase activity, rotational mechanism
Source: RefSeq, a predicted model, not a curated record
GACCGUCCCUCAGCUCUGUUGUGGAGUUUGGGGAAGUUGGUGAAAGCUGCUUCAGCUUCUUGUUCCAUUAAAAUUACUGUCCUGUGGCUUUGUUUGAAAAGAAAACGAUGGCGGAAACGUCUUUCGUGAUCUCAGUAAGCGUCAUGACCGUGUUUUGGGGCAUUAUUGGAAUAGUGGUGCCGUUUUUAAUUCCCAAAGGACCGAAUCGCGGAGUUAUUGUGAUCAUGCUGGUGCUAACUGCAGUUUGCUGCUACCUCUUCUGGCUGAUUGCGAUUUUGGCUCAGCUGAACCCACUGCUUGGGCCAACGCUCAGCAAUGACACCAUAUGGUACCUCUUUCAUCACUGGGGAUAACUUUUAAUCAUAGUCUCCUUGUUUAUCAGGGGUGUGUGUUUGUGUGUGUGGCCAAAAGUUCAUUUCACUUUCUGACAAAGGGAAAAUGGAAUCCAAAUGGCACCUGUGUUGGGAGUAAGAUGUGAUGUAUAGAUUUACGUGCUUGUCUUUUUGAAGGAAAUAAUGAACAAAAUGAACUUUUUUUGUAUUUCUGUCCAUUGCCAAAUCUGUAUCCUUUCUUUGGAGUAUAUUUACUCUGUGCCUCUAUUGAUGCAUUUCCUUGUCCUAAUAUAACUAAAAACAUUAAAAAUCUCGAUGUAAUUUA